AUGGACUAUUCUUGCUCUGAUGAUGUCUGUGACAGUUCUGACGAAAAUUCAACACAAGUUCUUCGGGGUCGCAGGACGGUGAACCGAGGAAUUCUUCGCAUAAUCCAACAGUCUUCCAGCCUCGGCAAUCCUUCUUCGGUUACCGGUUAUCACUCUAACCUAAAUGUGGCGCCUCUCGCUGGCAGUGCCGACUACGGUGCCGGCGAGACAUCUGGGAAUAUACCAAAUCACUGGCCCGUUGCUGGACAUUAA
Messenger RNA from Protopolystoma xenopodis, 252 nucleotides. The record is from the annotation of a GenBank genome assembly. Lineage: Eukaryota; Metazoa; Platyhelminthes; Monogenea; Polystomatidea; Polystomatidae.